AUGCGCACGUACGUGGAGGAGCAGGUGCGAUGCCCGAGGAAGCAAUGGAUUUACGAGAUCCUUGAGGGGACGCGAGAGAAGGAGGCGGUGCUAGUUGAGACUGCUGACAUGAUCUUCCUCCCUGACACCGAGGCUCGCAACGACAAGGAUACAGUCAACUGGUUGGCAAUCAUCAAGGAUCGCUCCCUCCGAUCCCUCAGGGACUUGCGCGGCGAGCAUGCGGAUAUGCUGCAGCGGGCUCAGACAACCUGCGUCGACUACAUCUUGAACACGAGAAACUUUGACAAGCACGACGUGAUGGCGUACAUCCACUACCUGCCGAGCGUCUUCCAGCUCCACAUUCACUUCUGCGCGCCUUAUGGCUCCUAUACCGCAAGGGACGCGAUCUACAAGCUCCAUCCCCUCGACAACGUGAUCUCAAACUUGCGCAUCGACUCGGACUACUACCGCAAAGCUCACAUCAGCACUGUAGUCACUGAGAGGGCGCUGAUCGACAUCUACAGCAAGGAAGAGAUUCAUGAAGCAGAGCCGGUGAGCCCGCAGAGUAUGAAGCAGAUCUCUAGCUCCUUGGACAACUAG
Guillardia theta CCMP2712 is the source of this 579-nucleotide messenger RNA. RefSeq lists its product as hypothetical. Gene Ontology annotation, biological process: deadenylation-dependent decapping of nuclear-transcribed mRNA. Lineage: Eukaryota; Cryptophyceae; Pyrenomonadales; Geminigeraceae. The transcript has a single exon. The record is from RefSeq and is a predicted model, not a curated record. Gene Ontology annotation, cellular component: P-body; nucleus. Gene Ontology annotation, molecular function: RNA 7-methylguanosine cap binding; hydrolase activity. The coding region runs from base 1 to 579 and encodes 192 amino acids.